AUGAGCCAUUUCACACCAGACGAUGUCCAUGAAUGGGAUGAGGAAGUCUUCGCUGGGAGCGAUGAAUGGCUGCGCGAGACUUUCAGGUCCAAGAAAGCUGAGCUUUCCUCAACGCCCUCUUGUUUGAGAGAUAGGACGACGUUUUGUGAGUUGGCCGAGCUCACACAUCGUCAAUACAAGCGCCACGAUGAUGAAGAGGCUCUGGAAAGCUCAAUACAAUUCGAACAAGAGGCCGUCGCAUAUAUCAGCACUGGCUUCCAAAGAGCAAAGUGUCUGUUGACUCUUGGAGACUUGCUGUUUCUACGAUUCCGUCGUAAAAAGGCUGCGAGAGAUAUUGAAGACGCUAUCGAAGCUGCGAAACAACACGUCUAUCCAUAUAACGGACCUCUCAAGGUCGCCAACCCUACCGAACUAGCUAUGGAUCCAGUCUUUGCCGACUUGGAGGAAUCAAUCACGAUUUCCGAAGAAGCACUCGAGCUACUUCCCGAAGACUGGUCUGAUCGAUGGAUAUGGCUGAGAAGUCUGGCCCUAGCUUACUUGGCUCGUUUCGACCAGACCCAAGGCUUCGAGGAUAUCGACAAGGCCCUCAAUAUGUGCGAGCUCGGCCCCGAGGAGGACGAAUGCGAUCCUUCGUGUAUCCUCAUCGAAGGAAUUCUUACCCGAUUCCGCGCGUUUGGUGACGUUGCCGAUUGCCAUGACGCCAUCCGUCUCUCCAAGAUCGCAUUAGAUAGGAAGCUCGGUAAUCCGAAAAGAGUCAGCCAAUGUCUUGCUGAAGCAUUCUAUUACCUCUAUUACUCAACUCACAACCUGGAGCACCUUGAUGAGAGUAUUGAGAUUUCUCGAAAUAUUGAACCAGGUGGCCGUCACUCGGUAAUCACAAGAUGCCAGAGGUUCAAAAGCCAUGUUCUGUACCAGAGGUAUCUGCAGACGGACAACUAUUCGGAUCUUCAUGAAUCCAUUACCGCCGCGGCAGGUGUGGUGCAUAUCCUCCAGACCCCGACACCUAAGUCUGCCACCAGUCUUUUCGGGAUCCUUGCAAGUGACUGGAUUGCAAAGACAGGAGUCUUCCCGAACUCGACUCAACUCUCCGAGGCUCUCGAGUGGCCAGCAUAUCUUCCGAUAUUUGAAACAAGUCGAAUUCAUUCUCUUCAAGAACUCGCACAUCGGCACUAUGAACGUUAUGAGAGAAGGGCCAUGGUAGGAGAUCUUGAAGAAGUAAUUCGUGUUUUGAGGACCAUGGAGGAAAUGGUACCUAGCGCCACGUUGCGUGGUCAAUUGGGAAGCCGACUGAAGGAUCUGUAUCUGGAACUACGGUUCCCGCAUUUUCUGACAGAAGCUACUGAGAUCUUUCGAAAGUUGGUCAAGGGCUGUACCGAAAGUUCGGAUCACAUGCUAUACCGUUCGCAAUUGGCCGGGUCACUUGCCUUUCAUCACGAGUGGACGGGACGCACAGUUGAACUGGAGGAAGGCUUCACCAUCAUAACAGAGAUGCCGAAGCUAUCAAAGGACGAUGGUGAAGUUUACUGCUUACAGCUAGACGCUUUGGUCAGUCUGCACUACCAGAAAUGCCGUGUUGAAGGGACUUUGCCUAAUAUCGAGUAUACAAUUAAAUCCUUGAAGCAACUGUCACUAUCUGGUUCCCAGUCGUACGUGAGAAAGGCUUCAACCCAGCUGGUAGGAGCUCUUCUUUGGAAGUACUGCAUCACCGAUGACCUCAAGGAACUCGACACUGCAUUGGAAAUGGCAAAACAGCUUGAGGCGUCACUUCCAAGUAGAUACCCAAAUCACCACAGCAUCAUUCGACAUAGGCUAGCAAUAUCACUCUACGAAAUGCAUCUGAGGAAGCCAGCCGUUGAGCACCUCGAACAGGCUAUUGAGCUUGAGCGAAAGUGCCUAGGUCCAUUACAUGUGACCAAACAUCUGUCGAAUGCCAAUUUGUCUUCCCUACUUUCCGAGCUAUAUGCGACGACGGGCGAACGAAAAUAUCUUGAAGAGUCAAUCGAAACCUCACGAGACACAGAACGUACUGAUGGCCGGUAUCAUAUGUGCUUUACUGGUCUCCACAGAACCGUCCCAUGGAUAUUUGAUGAUUCCAUGACCGACGCUAUGGUCGCACAACUUGGGGAGACCGUCAGCUCAAUGGAAUCAACAGGCGCUGGCAAGGCAGCCUGUCUGAGUACUCUCGCAUUGGCACUCAAUGGUGGAUCGUAUGAUGAUACCACAGCCAUUCAAUAUGCAAGACAAGCCCUUGCACUCGUCCCGGAGGAUCACCAAGACUACCCCUGGCAUAUGUGCUGUCUAGUACUUUGUCUAAACACGGGGCUUGUUUUGGAUGGACAGAAAAGAGCUGAACCUAGACUUCCCGUUGGAACCGAGGCUGGUGUGCUUCAAGAAAUGAUCACACUGGCAGAACAAUCUCUCAAACUGUCGCAGCCCGACGACCCUAGCAGUCCAUUCUACCUAGUAACGCUUUCCGUCGCCUUCUAUCGUCGCUUUACCAGAACUGGACGAUCCACUGAUCUCAAUGAAGCCAUCCAGAACAGCCUGACUGCUUAUAACUUGACGAACGGUGAUAUAACAGCAGAUCUCUACAAUAGAUACAUUUCUUCGUAUCAACUGUUUAUCUGCCUUCAAGACAAAUAUCUCAGAGAAGUACAUUCCAGUGAUCUUGAACAAUCAACAGUACUGCAUCAAGAUUCAGAAAGCUGCAAGUCGAAGCUCAGAUCAAGCCCCCUGUACCUCGAAUGCCAGGAAAGGCCCGGUGAAAGCUUCCAUGCUUUGCAUCUUGGUACCAACAAGGAAGGCUCCUUUCGACUUGCCAAUAAAGGCCGUGUGCAUGCCUACCUACCGGACAAACUGGAUUGCCACCCCAGCAUAUUUGCUCUUUCGGAGGCAAGCUUCAGCUAUUACCUGCAGUCAAGUGACAGGACCUACAUCUAUCAAGCGCUGACCCUUUGCGAUCGAGCGAGGGAGUGCAUUGGAGAGGAUCAUAUCCAGUAUAAACACCAUUUGCACCUUUUGGGACGUAUCUACGAGAGAUUGUACGAAAGGUCGCGUUCCACCGAUGCCGACGACGGAGACAGGGGUGAUGCCAGACAUAACCUCACUACGGCGAUAUCGAAGUUUCAAGAGCUUCUCGGUGGCCUCGCUCAAGACGAUGGGCUCCGUUACGAAACAUUGUCACGCUUUGGGAAGCUACUCUCGGAGCAGCUGUAUCAUGAUUGGGAUAUUGGAGACUUGAAGAUGGCGGUCGAGGUUCAUCAAGAGUGUCUCAUACAUGUGCAAGAGGGUAGUUCGGAUUAUGCCUUCUGGUUGAUACAUCUGGGACGAUCGAAGAACCUUGCCUACGUACAUUUUGGCAACCAAGACGAUUUGGACGAAGCGCUACGUCUACUCGAGAAAGCGAUGAAGUUAGACCCGAAGGACCCAGUCAUCAGACGCACCUUGGUGCAUAACCUUGCUGAAGCAUACCGCUCAAGGUUCAAAGUUACUAGUGAUCUUCUAAAUAUCAGUACCAUAGUCAAGAUCUAUCAGGAUGCUGUUGACUUGUUCUCCGGCUCACUCGAUAAGAUAAAGCUGAUGACAUGGCUGGGACAUGCGUAUCUUGACAAAUACCAGCAGACGAAGGUCUUGGAUGAUUCAAGUUCAGCUCUAAGCAACUUAGAAGAGGCUUUGAAACUCCAUAGCGGUUACACUGAGGACACAAUACGAAGCUUGAUUCUUGAAGGUCUUAUCAAAUGUCAUCUCGCACGGAAUCGCUAUACUGGAGGCAUGGAGGAACUAGACACAGCCAUAGUGUACGCACAGCAAGCUUCUCAGACAAUGCGUUCUGGUAAUCCCCAUUUCAACAACACAUCUGGCCUCCUAGGACUUGGCUAUGCUACCAGAUUCGAGACAACUAGAUCCGAAGAUGACAUUCGACUCUCGGUCGAAUCAGACGGGAAAGACUUCUGGCAUUCUAUGUCAAGUCCCAAUGUUUCCAACCGACUGGACAUUGCACAGAGACUACUCAAGUCCUACGCCAAAGUUAAAAACUGGCAGGAAGGUUUCAAAGUUUCUACAUACAUACUGGAGUCGAUCCCCCAGUACACACCGCGAUAUCUCUCACCUUCAGACGCUCAAAGUCUCUUGGCCAAGAUCAGUGGUCUAGCAUCCAUAGCAGCAGCAUUUUCCAUCGAAGUUGGUAAUGCAGGUCAAGACACCCUCCAUCUUCUUGAACAGGGUCGUGGUGUAUUUGCGGAUUUUCUGUAUGAUCUGCGGGUUGACUUCAACGAUCGGCGAUUUCAGAAUCUUAAUCCCAACUUUAAGCAAAAGUUCAAAAGCGCCCUUGAUCAACUUGGGGAUCCAGCAAACAAAGGAGCGACUCUUUCUGAGAGAAUGACCGCAAGCAAGAAUUUCAAUGGGCUUCUUUACAACUUCAAUAUAUGGCAACAAAAAUACCGCCUCGGUACCGAAAACGCGAAUUUCGCGGUAUUCACCAAGGUUGGACCUAUUGUUGUUAUCAAUGUCAGCCAUCGAUGCGAUGCCUUCUUGAUAAGAAACGUAACAGUUGAUGUGUUGCCUUUACCCCAACUCUCUCAAGGCGAAAUCGACAGGAAGCUCAAGAGUGGACACCUCGGGAGUACUGAGAUUUUAGAGUGGCUUUGGGAUACAAUCACUGGGCCAAUUCUGGAGAAGCUUGGUUACACGGAACAGCCUGCUGGUGAAGACUGGCCAGAGAUCUGCUGGAUUCCAACAGGAGCAUUGAGCCGGUUCCCAUUGCACGCGGCAGGCUAUCAUACCGAUGGCUCUGGAGACACUGUUUUGGACAGAGUCAUAUCGUCUUACAGCUCUUCCAUCAAGGCAAUAAUGGAAUCUCGGUUGGAAGCCAAUAAACCACCGUCCGCAAAGGCAGUCAUGGUCGCUAUGCAGAAUACACCAGGCUCCAAUGCGAGUUUGCCCUUUGCGCAAAGUGAAAUAUCGAAAGUCCAAGGUCUUUGUGAGUCAAUGGCUCUCACGACUGUUGAACCCGACAGGACAUCGCGGCAGGUGCUUUUGGAAUUGAAGGAUUGUCAAAUUUUCCAUUUUGCUGGCCACGGCAAGACAGAUGAGACGAACCCUUUGAAAAGUGAGCUGCGUCUAGAUGAUUGGCAGACACAACCUCUCACAGUCGCUGACUUGCUGGAUCUCAACUUGCGAGAGAACCCACCCUUCUUGGCAUACCUCUCAGCCUGUGGUACGAGUCGCAUCCGAGAUCAGCGAUUACUGGACGAAAGUCUGCAUCUUAUCAGUGCAUGUCAACUAGCUGGAUUCAGGCAUGUCGUCGGUACAUUGUGGGAAGUUGAAGAUGAGGCUUGUGUUGAGGUUGCUGAGAAUGUGUAUGGUCGGAUUAGAGAUGAUGGUAUGAGUGAAGGGUCGGUUGGAAAAGGUUUGCAUGAUGCUGUGCGGAAGCUUCGUGAUACUUGGUUGCAACAAGGUGUGACGCGAGGCUCUGGGGAAAAGCUGGGAGUGAGAGAGGGAAGAGAUAUUGUGGCUUGUGAUGAUGAGGGAGAUGGUUUUAGACCGGCACUUUGGGCACCUUAUGUGUAUUAUACGAGUAGAUAG
Messenger RNA from Fusarium coffeatum, 5583 nucleotides. RefSeq lists its product as uncharacterized. Lineage: Eukaryota; Fungi; Ascomycota; Sordariomycetes; Hypocreales; Nectriaceae. The record is from RefSeq and is a predicted model, not a curated record. Gene Ontology annotation, molecular function: protein binding. The coding region runs from base 1 to 5583 and encodes 1860 amino acids. The transcript has a single exon.